Ctenocephalides felis (cat flea) is the source of this 564-nucleotide messenger RNA. Its product is annotated as potassium/sodium hyperpolarization-activated cyclic nucleotide-gated channel 1-like. NCBI's taxonomy places the organism in Eukaryota, Metazoa, Arthropoda, Insecta, Siphonaptera, Pulicidae. The transcript is spliced from 2 exons. The record is from RefSeq and is a predicted model, not a curated record. Bases 1 to 564 code for a protein of 187 amino acids.
AUGGCGUUUGGAACAAGUAAAAGGUUGAUGGAUUAUUACGAGUAUCGUUUCCAGAAAUAUUUUUAUAAGGAAGGUACAGUUUUGGAUUCUCUAUCGUCACAUUUGCAACAUGAGAUAUUGGUAACCAAUUGCAAAAGACUGGUUGAAAAUGUUCCGUUUUUCACUAAUUUUCCCCAAAAUCUCAUCAUGAACAUCGUCAAGCUGUUGGAUGCCGAAAUAUAUCUACCCAAGGAUUAUAUUAUUAAAGCAGGAGAACCUGGAAACUGCAUGUACUUCAUAAAUUGCGGAACAGUAGCUAUUUAUGGAGCAAGUUUAAUUGAAAAAAAUCAUUUGUACGAUGGAGAUUAUUUUGGAGAAGUAUCUCUAGUCACAGGAGAAGUUAGAAUAGCUUCUGUGGUUGCAAUAGAAACAUGUGAACUUUAUACAUUGUCCAGACAACAUUUUAUGGAAGUUAUGGGCCCUUAUCCACAUUUAUUUGAGAAAAUAAAGGACACUGCACUUAUUCGGGCUAAUAUUAAAAUGGCUGUCAAGAAAUGGCUUAGUUUUAGAAAAUCGGAUACUUGA